Molecule: messenger RNA, 1587 nt
Organism: Spodoptera littoralis (African cotton leafworm)
Lineage: Eukaryota; Metazoa; Arthropoda; Insecta; Lepidoptera; Noctuidae
Source: the annotation of a GenBank genome assembly
AUGGAAAACCCGACGGUUAGAGAAUUGAGGUCAAGGUCUCGCUCGAAGACACCCUUCCUGCGGUCGAGCUGCGACCGUGAGAACUGCUUGGAUGGCGAGGAGCACACCCAUCACAAGGGAGGACGGAAAACACCAGUAAAAAGAAGCACCCCUAUCAAGCAACUAAACCAGCCAGCGAGUACAGUGACAUCAGAAACGAUAACAGAAGUAGAGGAAGAGAUCCCGCAACCAUUGCACCAGACUCGACAGGCCACUAGGAACGCAGCACAGCUCAUCAGGACAUCAGACUACUCCUCGGAGGAGAGCCUUGACCGUCUGAAGGGACACUCCAAAGAAGUUGUCCAGAACGAGAUCAACAGUCAGUAUGAGCGUGUGUCGACGAGCUCGCAGCGUUACACGUCGCUGUCUGACGUCACGUUGAGCCCCAUCUACACGUCACACGGCGUGACUCAUGACCGAUCAUCUCGUAUAGGCAGUCCGAGUUCGUACAGUGCAUGUUCGACGGAUAGCUCGUUCGCUGAGCAGGCGCUUGCUGAUGCCAGCUUACUGCUGGAACUGAAUCCCAAUAACGACCACCUGCCUUCACGGCUCUACAAGAUGGCACGAGAGUACUGGAAUAAAUACCCUAAGACGGACUACACAUACUCCCCGCUAUCAAAAGACCGGGUGGAGCUCGCGCCAGGUCAGGUCGCGAUGCCGAACAUGUCGCGGCGCUCGCUGUCACAGUUCCGCGUCCAAGGGCCCAACGUCAGCGUGGAUGAGAUCGACCGUCUCUCCGCUACCACUUCUUGGACCACUAGCACUGUGCGGCGUCGGUAUACGGCAAUAGACAGCUCAGACGACGAGACCUCAUAUCCCCACCGCAACGGCGGCGCCCACACAGCGGAGCAGCGCUGGUGGAUCACUCGCCUGCUGGUCUCCAUCGUCACCACCAUCACCAGCACCACUCGCAACACGUACCGGAAGAUAGUGGGACCCUCGCACCGAUACCCUUACACUGAUCGGAGACCUGCGCAAGCGAGCCUGGCGUCUCGGACUGCGGCGGUGGCGGCGGCGCCGUUCGUGUUCAUCUACUCGCUGAUCAAAACAGUCGUCACUACCACCGUCACUACCGUCACCGACACUCUAUCACCAAACCACGUCGAGGUGAAUAAGAAGUACAUAGCACAAAGCUACCAGGAGAAAGCUGCUGUAAAGAAACGCUGGUGGCCUUGGCUACUGCUACUACUACUGCCUGCCUUCGGCUAUGGAUCUCACUACACAUACGAGAACUGGGAACGUCUCGCUAUGCCAAACUUUACCGAUUUCCGCGUAGACCUAUCCGAGUUCUCCGGUAUAAAAAUGCCGGAAUUUUCACUGCCAAACAUUUCACUGCCGAGUCUCGACGUGCUGCCGAAGAUUAAGAUGCCAGAAAUUAAUAUAACGCUACCUGAUAUUAGAGAGAAUCUUCCAGAAGUUAAGAAAACGUAUAUAGAGUACAGAGACAUCGUGCAGAAUCGAAUGGCUGAUGUGUCCGACUACGUCGUCGUGGUUGCGGACAGCUGCUUCGAGGAGAUCAAGAAAACGUGGCGCGGUUUAUUCGGAUGA